AUGGCAACAUUUUUAUGGGCUUGCGUUUCCAGCUUGUGCAUUCUAUUAAUCACUGCGAAUGCGCAAGCACCCGCAGCUUCACCUUCUAAUACCCCAUCGACGAGGUCCCCACCACCAUCUACACCAGCCCCCGCAGCAUCACCACCAACUGCAGCUGUAGCCCCAACCACUCCACCACCGGCUUCCAGCCCGAUAACUCCACCACCACAACCUCCAGUAAGCCCGCCCGUUGUAACUCCAACACUACCACCGGCUUUACCACCAGCUGUACCUCCACCACAAGCAUCUCCCACGCCAACGCAGCAGCCAGCACCAGCCCCCGCAGUAAAAGCACCUGCACCAGCACCAGUAUUACCAGCACCGGUGGCACCACCUGUGGCAGCACCGACACCAGCACCGGUCCCAGCACCAGUAGAGGUCCCUUCACCCGCACCAGCACCUGCCAAGCACAAGAAACGAAAGCACAAACACAGGCAUCAUCAUGCCCCAGCACCGGCACCAGUUGUUGUUAAAAGCCCUCCAGCACCACCAACCCAAGACACGGAGGACACAGCACCAGCACCCUCACCAACCUUAAAUUUGAAUGGCGGCAUCUCACUUGAUCAGCACGGAAGAACCAGAAUGCAGGUGACCGCCGGAAUGGCUCUCGCUACCCUUUUGGCUGUCAGCGGUUUCUUCUUCUAAAUUUAUGCAAGAAGCAGUCUCCUGUAGAUACACUGUGGGACCAUUUUGGCAUUGGAGAAUGGCGUGUUGGCAUACAGAAGAGGAUCAGAGCAUCAUAGCAGUUUUAUCUAUAUGAUAUUCAUUCUUUAUCUCCAAAAUGUUUUACUAUCAUUCUAUAAAUUUUAAAUUUGUUAUAUUUUUCAUGA
Molecule: messenger RNA, 869 nt
Organism: Salvia miltiorrhiza (redroot sage)
Lineage: Eukaryota; Viridiplantae; Streptophyta; Magnoliopsida; Lamiales; Lamiaceae
Product: lysine-rich arabinogalactan protein 19
Exons: 2
Coding region: 1-684 (227 amino acids)
Cellular component (GO): plasma membrane
Source: RefSeq, a predicted model, not a curated record